Molecule: messenger RNA, 2409 nt
Organism: Prorocentrum cordatum
Lineage: Eukaryota; Dinophyceae; Prorocentrales; Prorocentraceae
Source: the annotation of a GenBank genome assembly
GGUGCGUUUACUGAACGGCUUCGCGUGUCGGGGUGGUUCUUCUCGGGGUGGAUGCUCUGCCCCCUGGCUCAGGCCCAGCCCUGGAAGAAACAGCGAGCGCCCCGUUGCGUCCACCUCCGUUGUGCCCGAGGGGGCCGCCGGCUCAGGCACGGGAAGGCUCCGGAGCGCAGCGCUGCCUCUCCCCCCCGGCUAAUUAUGCUUUUCAUGCAAUGUUCGUCAAUCCUUUCGCAGAGAUCGGCGUUCUCGGAGCGCUGCUGUGUACUGGCGCGGCCUUCGUCGCCCUGUGGCUGGCCCUCAGGGUGCUGCGAGUAGCCAUCAUAGAGGCCAUUGAGGUUCUUGACGAUUUGGUGCUUGGUGUGGAUGUUCAGCUCGAGGAUCUGCAGAUCAACCUUUUCUCAGGUCGCGUGCAGAUAACUCAACUUGUGAUUGAUAAUCCUGAAGGGUACAGUACCGAGUACCUGUUGGACGCCCACACCAUUAUGAUUGAUGUGAGUAUGUCGGCUUUCCUAUGCACUUUUGGGCGCCACCUCGUGGUUGAAGAGAUCGUGCUCCGGGAUGUUGACAUCAUUUACGAUAAGGGUUUGUUCACAUCCAACGUGUCCGACGUCCUGGACCACAUCAAAGGAAAUAAGAAGACCACACUUGCCAAACAACAGAGUCGAUCGUACUGUUCGUUUAAAUGUUUGGGAGGGCGAGGAAGAGAAGCGGAAGAAGAGAAGCUGCACCAGCGCUUGACCAGGAGAACCAAAAAAUCCACGGGCAGGCUUGGGCGACACCUCAGGGCUAAAGCUGACACGUUUAGGGGCUGCUGCGACAGGCGUUUGCCACGUUGCGAACCCGCCGAGGUCACCAUCAAGAUGGUGAGUAUGCAGAACGUCGGGAUGAAACUGGCCCCGCACGUGCUGCAGGGCCUCGGCCUGCGGAUACAGCUUGCUGACAUCACGAUCCCCGACUUGUCCCACGAGCUCGAUGGAGCCUUGAGCACCGUCGCGUUUGUUCCUACCGUAGCCGCGUUCCUGCUGACAACACUUCUCAAGAGUGCAGUGGCAACUUCCUUUGACAUUGUGGCGGUAAGCGGGGACUUCUUGACACAUUCCGUAUCCGAUUUCAUCGACGUUGCAAGCAAGAUUGGUUUGACUGUCCAUCAGUCGACCACGGCAUCGACCCCACAUGAACCCCAGGUAUGCUGAGCACACAUGUCGCAAAUGUAUGUCUGAAUACGGUUGGUCGUCGUGCCUACAGGAACAUGUUUCACACAUGUCUUUCGUAUGGGUUUUCUGUGUCAGAUCGGGGUGUGCUGUUUCGAUGUGAGGAGCGCCUGGCGAGCCCUUCAGGAUGCGCUCCAAAGAGAGGUCACGUCCGUGGGCUUGCGGAUCUUGGUAUGGUUGUUUUGCCGCUGUAAUGCACGUUUAAAUGCACGUUUAGAUGCACGCGAUCCACCAGGCCUUUGCUUCGUUUUGUUUGUCCUAAUUCUUCCCGUGAGAUUACCUUCGCCCAGUUUUCGCGCGCUGCCUUGAGCAGGGCACCGUCGCUCGCAGCUUGCACUCCAGCCUGAAUCUUGCCAGCCAGCCGUCGUGGGAGCGCCCGUAGCUCAGCUGAUGGUCGGCCCCCGUCAUGCUCAGAAUUCUGGCACGUCGCAAGUUUCCCAUUCGAGCUUCUGGAGGUAGCUGCGGUGGGCGUGCAAGAGGGAGAACUAACCGUCGGGAGGGGCGAGCAGGAAGAAGAGGAGUAGUUCCAAGUAGCUCUCAAAAGUUUCAUCGCUCAGAAUUCGUUGCGGCCGCACGCUUCCCGCUGCCGUGGUAACCUGUGCAUUGUAUUGCAGUGCGCUGCUUCGCGGGGGCGCCCACUCACGGGCGGGAACACGCGGGUUUAAACUCGUCGUCCUCCUCCUCCUCCUCCUCUUCCUCCUCCUCCUCCCCCCCAGAUGACCUCGGAGCGCCGCCCGCCCGGGACGAGCUCCAGCCGGCCCUCCGCGCGCCUGCCUCUGCUGGGGGCUGCUCUCGCAGGGGGGGGCUCUGGGCGCGGCCUGCUGCUCACUGCGGGCGCGACACCGCCAGCCCUGUUUUUUUUCGUGCGCUGCGAGAACACCUCUCCCGUCCCCUCCCUCCGCUCCUCGUCCCCUCCCUCCGCCUCCUCUCUCCUUUCCCUCUCGCUCCUCGUUUUCGGCCCGCCUUGCCUCGCCUCGAGGCUGCGGAUGUGGCUGAAUAAGAGUAUUGCUCACGUGCCUUCUGGACACACGGCGUGUUUUCAUUUCCGCCCCUGCCACCCGCAUGCGGCACGUCCCACCGAAGAGGUGGGCGCAGCGACCGCUAGUAGCCCGCGCGCCAGGACGGACGCCCCGCUCGAGUCGUUGCGCGCGUGCUUUUUGUUGGUAUUUCUCUCUCCCUUUCUCUCCCUCUCUCUCUUUCU